AUGCCCGCUCGACGAACCAGUCGUGCAGCUGCAAAGCGCGCGCAACAAGCGCUCGAGAGCACGCCCAAGACUUUCGACGGUCUCGACGAUGAAGAUGAGCGCAUGCCCGAUGCGGCCGACGCCGAGGACGCCGAGCCCGAACAAGAAGUAGACGAGGAGGCCGACAAGGACGACGGCUCUGCUGCCGAGGAAGAAGCCCCAGAGGAAGAAGAGGAGGAGGAGGAGGCCAAGUCUCCAACGCCGCCACCCGAGCCUGUCAUCCGCCGUCGACGAUUGGGAAGGCCGCCAAAGAAUAGGCCCCCGGAUUGGGACACCUUGCCGAUCGAGCCUCCCAACCCCGAUGCCACGCCACGCCGCCGCGGCCGUGGAGGCUGGCGUGGACGCGGUGGACGUAAGGGGCAGCAUUACCAGCCCACACAGCAAUCGAUCGACAAGGAUGGCACGGUAUUAGACAUUGUCAACGACGAGGUCGACCUUCCCCAGGAUCCCGAGGGCGAGAAAAAAGUGGACAAGCUAGGGAAUCUCGAGGAUGGGCGCGAGUAUCGAUGCCGAACCUUCACGCUUGCGAACCGUGGUGACCGCCUUUACAUGCUUUCCACCGAGCCCGCCCGCUGCGUCGGCUUCCGCGACUCGUACCUCUUCUUCACUAAGCACAAAAAGCUCUACAAGAUCAUCGUCAAUGACGAAGAGAAACGCGACAUGAUUGAGAGGGAUAUCAUCCCUCACAGCUACAAAGGUCGCUCAAUAGGCAUUGUCACGGCCCGCUCAGUCUUCCGCGAAUUCGGUGCCCUCAUCAUUGUGGGCGGGCGCCGCAUCAUCGAUGACUACGAGGUCGCCAAGGCACGCGAGGAGGGUGCAGUCGAAGGCGAGCUGGCCGACCCGACGGAUGUCUACGACGCCGACAAACCGUACAACAAAAACCAGUACGUUGCUUGGCAUGGCGCCAGCGCUGUGUACCAUUCAGGGGGUCCCUCGGUGCCCCAGCAGAAUGUCAAGGUCGACACCAAAAAGCGGCGUGUCGCCGUCAACGAUGUCAACUGGCAGCUGGAACACGCCAGGGAAGCCAGCCAAUUCAACAGCAUGCUCUCCGCCGUACGCCGCGCCAAUCGCAACGGCGUUUACGACAUCCAGACCAACCAGAUGCACUACCCAGCUAUCAUGCAACCGACGCACGCGCGGAUCGAGCAGGUCGUGGAUGGUGACGAGCCCGAGCAGCCAUCUGCCGGUUCCUCUACCAUGUUCCCUGCCAUUAAACCAUCCAUCUCGCGCAACUUCCUCGUCAUGGACAUGCAUCUCGAGACACCGCCCGCGGGCGUCUCGGUGGCGGCCUACGACGUCCCCUUCCGCACCUCGCAGGCCGACUACGAAUCUUCGGCCUCCGCCGACUUUCUGGCGCCCUUCAAGGACCUGCGGUCCGUGCCAGACGACAUCCGCGACCUACUCCCCGAGGAGUGCCGACAGGCUUUCGACAGCGCCAGGGAAAAGGAGAACAACUGGUUCGACAAAUGGGGCAACGAGGCCGAGAUGACUUCGAGACGUUCUGUUUUUGAGUUUCACACUUAUACUGGCGUUGGGCCGGAAUAUCCAACUCCCCCGGAAGAGCAUAAGGAAGAUACAAGCGUGGUUUACACCCAAGACAAGGUCCGUAGCGCCAAGGGAAAGAAAGCUACCCCUGUCUCUGUUCGAAGAAGAUCCGGAAGAGCCGGGAGAACUGGCUUGCCGUCUUCGCCUACGCUUUCCGUCGCGUCUGUCCGGUACAAGAGGAUCAAGAGCGACUUGAAUGAUCCCAACGACGGGCUGGUUGGGACGACCGUGAUGGUUUUGGGGAUGUGGUCUCUGACGCGGUGGAUGCUGGGGCGGGUCAAGAAACCCCGAAUGGUGUCCGUCGUUGGCUCGCUCGGUUCCUUGAUCAUCGGGAAAGGAGUAAGACAUGUUACCUGGGAGGCAGAAAGUCCAAUUUGCUUCUCGGCUGAGAAGGUACACAGAUCGUCACGGUAUACUUGUCAUGGUGGCAUGUCCAUCUAG
This is a messenger RNA of Chaetomium globosum CBS 148.51, 2025 nucleotides long. RefSeq lists its product as uncharacterized. The coding region runs from base 1 to 2025 and encodes 674 amino acids. Gene Ontology annotation, cellular component: nucleus. The record is from RefSeq and is a predicted model, not a curated record. Lineage: Eukaryota; Fungi; Ascomycota; Sordariomycetes; Sordariales; Chaetomiaceae. The transcript has 5 exons. Gene Ontology annotation, molecular function: chromatin DNA binding.